Ochotona curzoniae (black-lipped pika) is the source of this 660-nucleotide messenger RNA. It is a transcript of the gene MRPL21, whose product is annotated as mitochondrial ribosomal protein L21. Gene Ontology annotation, cellular component: ribosome; mitochondrial large ribosomal subunit. The record is from RefSeq and is a predicted model, not a curated record. Gene Ontology annotation, molecular function: RNA binding; structural constituent of ribosome. Gene Ontology annotation, biological process: translation. The transcript is spliced from 7 exons. NCBI's taxonomy places the organism in Eukaryota, Metazoa, Chordata, Mammalia, Lagomorpha, Ochotonidae. Bases 1 to 615 code for a protein of 204 amino acids.
AUGGCGGCGGCCUUGGCGGUCGGCACGGCGGGGUUGGCUUCCGCGUGCGUCCGCGGGGUCCUGGGGGCCGCGGGACCGGCCGCCGCCUGCCUUUGGCCUGCUUCUAGGCGAUACAGUGCACAGAGCGCGCCGCCUGCACACAGCUACGUUCCAAAGACAUCUCUGAGUUCCCCUCCAUGGCCAAAAGUGGUGCUGCCAGACCCAGCAGAGGAGACAAAACGCCACAGAGAGCUCGUGGGAAGGGUCAAUGAGCUGAUUGCCCAGGGCCAGUACGGCCGGCUCUUUGCCGUUGUGCACUUCGCUGGCCACCAGUGGAAGGUCACCUCGGAGGACCUGAUCCUGAUCGACAACGCCCUGGACGCUGCGUGUGGGGACAGGAUCCGCCUGGAGAAGGUUCUGCUGGUCGGGUCGGACGACUUCACGCUGCUUGGCAAGCCACUCCUUGGAAGGGACCUUGUUCGCGUGGAAGCCACGGUCAUCGAGAAGACAGAGUCGUGGCCAAAGAUCAACAUGAAAUUCAGGAGAAGGAAAAACUUCAAGAAGAAAAAAAUUAUUGUGACCCCACAGACUGUGCUCCGGAUCAACAGCAUCGAGGUGGCCCCGCGUCUGCACUGAGCACCGAGCCACCCGGGCCAAAGCCUGGGAAUAAACGCAUUUCCC